Messenger RNA from Ricinus communis (castor bean), 2041 nucleotides. Its product is annotated as putative pectinesterase/pectinesterase inhibitor 28. Gene Ontology annotation, molecular function: pectinesterase activity; pectinesterase inhibitor activity. NCBI's taxonomy places the organism in Eukaryota, Viridiplantae, Streptophyta, Magnoliopsida, Malpighiales, Euphorbiaceae. The transcript is spliced from 3 exons. The coding region runs from base 123 to 1862 and encodes 579 amino acids. The record is from RefSeq and is a predicted model, not a curated record. Gene Ontology annotation, biological process: cell wall modification.
UAAACAUCUUGGUUUCCUUCUUCUAUCUCACAAGCCAGAGCCCUCGGGGCAUAACAACAUAUCUAAUCAUAGAAGCAAACCGCCCCAAGAGCUCUGAAAAACUUGAUUCAAGACGAUUCCAGAUGGCUUACGGGUAUGAUAAUGGCUCCGUCGCGGAAGCAGCUGCUAGGAAAAAGAAGUUCGCCGUCAUUGGUGUUUCAUCUAUUAUCCUAGUAGCCAUGGUGGUUGCUGUGGCAGUGGGUGUCAAUGAUGGCAAAGAAAAAGGUGGUGAGUCCUCACCGUUGAGUGGCUCUAGCGGUCAGCUAUCCACCUCAACAAAAUCAAUCCAAGCCAUUUGCCAACCUACUGAUUAUAAACAAACCUGCGAGGAUAGUCUGAACAAAGCUGCAGGUAACACCAGCGAUCCUCACAAGCUUGUUCAGGCUGGUUUCCAGGUUGCCAUUGAUGCUCUUAAAGUUGCCAUUGAAAAUUCCACAACAUUGAAGGAAGUUGCCAAGGAUCCUAUGGCUAAACAAGCCCUUGAUAAUUGUAAAGAAUUGAUGAACACUGCCAUCAGUGAUCUCAAGACUUCCUUUCAGCAGGUUGGAGAUUUUGAUAUCAGCAAGCUAGAUGAGUACGUUGCUAAUCUCAAAAUCUGGCUUAGCGCCACAAUCACUUACCAGCAAACUUGUUUGGAUGGAUUUGAUAACACCACUGGCCCAGCUGGACAGAAAAUGAAGGAGAUCUUGAGCACUUCUAGUCAGCUUACUAGCAAUGGCCUUGCCAUGGUUACUGGCCUUUCUUCAAUCCUUCAGGAUUUGGACCUUUCAGGAUUGACUGGUCGCAAGCUCUUAGCACAAGGCAAUGAUAAUUUUCCAUCCUGGCUUUCCCCAGCUAAAAGGAGACUCCUUGCUCAAACUCCAGCAACAAUUAAGCCUAAUAUGGUUGUUGCUCAAGAUGGAAGUGGCCAGUACAAGACUAUUAACGAGGCAAUAAAGAAUAUCCCUAAGAGCGGAAACUCAACCUUCGUUCUCUACAUUAAGGAAGGAGUCUACAAGGAGGUUGUCACCUUCUCCAGAAGCUUGACCCACAUCAUGCUAAUCGGUGAUGGUCCUACAAAAACUAAGAUCACUGGAGACCUCAGCUUUGCCGGUGGCGUCCAGAUAUACAAAACCGCAACAGUCUCGGUCAGUGGAAGCCACUUCAUGGCCAAGGACAUUGGAUUCGAGAACUCAGCAGGAGCUACUGGGCACCAGGCUAUAGCACUGAAGGUACAAUCUGAUAUGUCCGUCUUCUACAACUGCCAAAUUGAUGGCUACCAAAAUACACUCUUUUCCCACACUUAUCGCCAAUUCUACCGUGAAUGCACCAUCACCGGCACUAUCGACUUCAUAUCCGGUGACGCCGCCGCAGUUUUCCAGAACUGCAAGAUGGUAGUGAGGAAGCCAUUGGAAAACCAACGAUGUACGAUUACAGCACAAGGAAGGAACAACACCCGUGAACCUACCGGCUUCGUCCUUCAAAACUGCACUAUCACAGCAGAGAAAGAUUACUUGCCAGUAAAGCUCGACAGCCCAUCCUUCCUUGGCCGUCCAUGGAAGCCGUACUCAAGAACCAUCGUCAUGCAAUCUUCUAUUGAUGACAUAAUUGAUCCAAAAGGAUGGGCUCCAUGGAUGGGUACUUUUGGCAUUGACACUUGCUCAUUGUCUGAGUAUGGGAAUAGAGGACCCGGUGCAACUCUGACAAGCAGAGUUACAUGGAAGGGUAUUGUUAAGCUCUCUCCCCAAGAUGCAGAAGCUUUCACCGCUGGUAAGUUCCUGGAGGGAGAUAGUUGGAUUGCGGCCACCGGAGUGCCCUAUACUUCCGGGAUGAUGAAAGUGUAGAGAGAAGAAAGGAGGAAACAAGAAUUGACUUGUAAUAGCUUUUAUGUCAAUUAAUUAGUUGGUGCCUACUGCAUAUGUGCACAUGUAACUUACAGCAUAUGAGAAAAUAAUAAUAUAUAAUUUAUGUAUUAAUGUUACUUCUUAUUUCUAUAUAUAUCUGAAAGAGAAUUUUGUCAUCA